CCACUUCCACUCAAAGGGUGAUAACAUAAACAGCAAAAAAGAAGAUGGCAAGACUAUUGUUACUUUUCCUUCCAGGUCUUAUGGCUGUAGGCACCGUGCACGGAAUAUUUAUGGACAAACUUGCUUCCAAGAAGCUCUGUGCAGAUGACGAGUGUGUCUAUACUAUUUCUCUGGCUAGAGCUCAAGAAGAUUAUAAUGCCCCAGACUGUAGAUUCAUUAACGUUAAAAAGGGGCAGCAGAUCUACGUUUACUCAAAGCUGGUAAAAGAAAAUGAAGCUGGAGAAUUUUGGGCUGGCAGUGUGUAUGGCGAUCACCAGGAGGACGCGAUGGGAACAGUGGGUUAUUUCCCCAGAAACUUGGUCGAGGAGCAACAUGUAUACCAGGAAGCCAUCAAGGAAGUCCCGACCACAGAUAUUGACUUUUUCUGCGAGUAAGAAAUUAGACAAAUCUGCAGAUAGAAAGAAAACACCAAAAUUAAGAAAAAAAG
Molossus molossus (Pallas's mastiff bat) is the source of this 487-nucleotide messenger RNA. It is a transcript of the gene OTOR, whose product is annotated as otoraplin. The record is from RefSeq and is a predicted model, not a curated record. The coding region runs from base 45 to 434 and encodes 129 amino acids. The transcript is spliced from 4 exons. Lineage: Eukaryota; Metazoa; Chordata; Mammalia; Chiroptera; Molossidae. Gene Ontology annotation, biological process: cartilage condensation. Gene Ontology annotation, molecular function: protein binding.